AUAAAAUCCGACACAGAAAGACAACCCGCAGGGGUGAAAUGGAAACACUGGAGCCCAAUAACCUCUGGUACCUGUUCACAGGACUGGAGAAAGGAAGUCAGUAUAGUUUCCAAGUGUCAGCCAUGACAGUUAAUGGCACUGGACCACCUUCCAACUGGUAUACAGCCGAGACUCCUGAGAAUGAUCUGGAUGAGUCUCAAGUCCCUGACCAGCCAAGCUCUCUUCACGUGAGGCCCCAGACCAAUUGCAUCAUCAUGAGUUGGACUCCUCCCUUGAACCCAAACAUUGUGGUGCGAGGUUACAUAAUUGGUUAUGGUGUUGGGAGCCCUUAUGCCGAGACAGUGCGUGUGGAUAGUAAACAGCGAUAUUAUUCUAUUGAGAGGUUGG
This is a messenger RNA of Hyaena hyaena (striped hyena), 387 nucleotides long. RefSeq names its product netrin receptor DCC-like. Lineage: Eukaryota; Metazoa; Chordata; Mammalia; Carnivora; Hyaenidae. The transcript has 3 exons. The record is from RefSeq and is a predicted model, not a curated record. The annotation marks the transcript as partial. Gene Ontology annotation, molecular function: protein binding.